This is a messenger RNA of Rattus rattus (black rat), 6159 nucleotides long. It is a transcript of the gene Limch1, whose product is annotated as LIM and calponin homology domains 1. The record is from RefSeq and is a predicted model, not a curated record. NCBI's taxonomy places the organism in Eukaryota, Metazoa, Chordata, Mammalia, Rodentia, Muridae. Gene Ontology annotation, cellular component: stress fiber. Gene Ontology annotation, biological process: positive regulation of stress fiber assembly; regulation of focal adhesion assembly; actomyosin structure organization. Gene Ontology annotation, molecular function: myosin II head/neck binding; actin binding. The coding region runs from base 99 to 3365 and encodes 1088 amino acids. The transcript has 27 exons.
GAGCGCGGCGGGCGGGAAGGGGCGGAGAGCGCGCUCCUGCGGAGGACGCUGUGCUCAUCCCGGCGGCCGAGCGCUUCAGUACUCGCCGGGCUUCGCAGAUGGCUUGCCCCGCUCUCGGUCUGGAAGUCCUUCAACCCCUGCAACCCGAACCACCUCCGGAGCCUGCCUUCGCCGAGGCACAGAAGUGGAUCGAGCAAGUCACGGGUCGAAGUUUUGGUGACAAAGACUUCCGGACAGGACUAGAGAAUGGAAUCCUUCUUUGCGAGUUGCUGAAUGCUAUAAAGCCAGGACUUGUUAAAAAGAUCAAUAGAUUGCCUACCCCCAUUGCAGGAUUGGACAACACCAUCUUAUUCUUGAGAGGCUGUAAAGAGCUUGGCCUUAAAGAAUCUCAACUCUUUGACCCAAGUGACCUCCAGGAUACUUCCAACAGGGUCACUGUCAAGAACCUCGAUUAUAGCAGGAAGCUGAAAAACGUGUUGGUGACCAUUUACUGGCUGGGGAAAGCUGCAAAUAGCUGCACAUCCUACAGUGGAACCACACUGAACCUGAAGGAGUUCGAAGGAUUGUUGGCUCAGAUGCGAAAGGAGACUGAUGACAUUGAAAGCCCCAAGCGCAGCAUCCGAGACAGUGGCUACAUCGACUGCUGGGACUCUGAACGCAGCGACUCCCUCUCUCCUCCUCGCCACGGCCGGGAUGACUCCUUUGACAGCCUGGAUUCUUUUGGCUCCCGCUCCAGGCAGACACCUUCGCCAGAUGUAGUUCUCAGGGGAAGCAGUGAUGGAAGAGGAAGUGAUUCUGAAUCAGACUUGCCCCACCGGAAGUUGCCAGAUGUGAAGAAAGAUGAUAUGUCCGCACGACGGACUUCUCAUGGUGAGCCGAAAUCAGCAGUGCCUUUUAACCAGUACCUCCCGAACAAAAGCAACCAGACAGCCUAUGUCCCAGCCCCUCUGAGAAAGAAGAAGGCGGAGCGGGAGGAAUACAGGAAGAGCUGGAGUACGGCCACCUCCCCCCUGGGCGGGGAAAGGCCCUUCAGAUACGGUCCGAGAACUCCUGUGUCAGAUGACGCAGAGAGCACGAGUAUGUUUGACAUGCGGUGUGAGGAGGAGGCAGCGGUGCUGCCGCACAGCAGGGCCCGCCAGGAGCAGCUGCAGCUGAUAAAUAACCAGCUGAGGGAAGAGGACGACAAAUGGCAAGAUGACCUGGCUCGCUGGAAGAGCCGUCGAAGAAGCGCUUCCCAGGACUUAAUCAAGAAAGAGGAAGAAAGGAAAAAAAUGGAGAAGUUGAUGUCUGGAGAAGAUGGGACAAGUGAACGGAGGAAAAGCAUCAAAACUUACAGAGAAAUUGUCCAAGAAAAGGAGCGGAGAGAGAGGGAGCUGCACGAGGCAUAUAAGAAUGCAAGGUCGCAGGAGGAGGCAGAGGGGAUCCUCCAGCAGUACAUCGAGAGGUUCACCAUCAGUGAGGCUGUCCUCGAACGCUUGGAGAUGCCAAAAAUUCUGGAAAGAAGCCAUUCAACAGAGCCAAACGUAUCCUCCUUCCCCAACGACCCCAGCCCCAUGAAAUACUUGCGUCAGCAGUCAUUGCCCCCGCCCAAGUUCACUGCCACGGUUGAGACCACCAUCGCUCGCACCAGUGUCCCAGAGAGCAGCGUAGCAGCAGGCACUGGGUCUCCAAGCAAAACCAGCACUCCAAACACGGUGCCUAUGCUGACACCCAGGCCUUACUCCCAGCCCAAAAACUCUCAAGAGGUUCUGAAGACGUUUAAGGUCGAUGGGAAAGUCAGCAUGAAUGGAGAAACGGCCCGUGGAGAUGAGGAAGGAAAGGAAAAAGAAGACCCCACAGCGGUGGCCCCUGGCCCGUCCUUAACCAAGUCCCAGAUGUUUGAAGGCGUGGCCACGGUGCAUGGCUCUCCCGUGCAAGUGAAACAAGGCAGCAACAGCAUCGAGAUCAACAUCAAGAAGCCAAAUUCUCCUCUCCAGGAACUGACAGCAGCCUCUGAGGAAACUGAGUCAAACGGCCGAGAUGAUGAGAACGGUGAAGAGAGCUCAGGGGCACGGGAUGUGGAGCCGGAUUCGGCAGAGCCACAGCAUUUUACAACAACCGUGACGCGGUGCAGCCCAACCGUGGCCCUGGUGGAGUUUUCUUCCAGCCCGCAGCUGAGGAAUGAAGUACCAGAAGAACAAGACCAGAAGAAGCCAGAAAACGAGAUGAGCGGGAAGGUGGAGUUAGUGCUGUCCCAGAAGGUGGCAAAGCCAAAAUCCCCAGAACCGGAAGCAACCUUGACAUUUCCAUUUCUUGACAAAAUGCCUGAAACUGACCAACUACAUUUGCCAAAUCUCAAUUCUCAAGCGGAUUCCCCAAGCAGUGAAAAGUCGCCCGCGAGCACGCCCUUUAAGUUCUGGGCGUGGGACCCGGAAGAGGAGCGCAGGCGACAGGAGAAGUGGCAGCAGGAACAAGAGCGUCUGCUCCAGGAGAGGUAUCAGAAGGAACAGGAUAAGCUGAAGGAGGAAUGGGAAAAGGCCCAGAAGGAGGUAGAAGAAGAGGAACGCAGAUACUAUGAGGAGGAGCGUAAGAUAAUUGAGGACACCGUGGUUCCAUUCACUAUUUCCUCGAGUUCUGCAGACCAGCUGUCUACAUCCUCAUCUGUAACUGAAGGCAGCGGGACAAGGAAUAAGAUGGACUUGGAAAACUGCCAAGACAGAGACAAAGAGAGAAGACAGAACACGCCCCUCCAGGAGAAUGACAGUGACUCAUCACUCAAAGCUAGAGAAAGUGGCCUGCCCGAGGAGCACAGCAGCCUAACUCAAAGUCCCUCAGCUAACUCUGAAAACUCCAUGUCAAAAGGAAUUCAUCAGGACCAGCAGCCAGAGACAGAGGCUGGGGCCUCACACUGUGGUACAAACCCACAGCCAGCUCAGGAUCCGCCUUGGAAUCAACAGAUCUCAAACCCACCAACAUCCAAGGUGGAAGACGUGAAGCCCAAAACCCUAGCCCUGGAGAAAAGCGUUAAUCAUCAGAUUGAGUCUCCGGGGGAAAGGCGGAAGAAAAGCCCUCGAGAGAACUUCCGGGCUGGGCCCCUGUCCCCCUGCUCUCCUACCCCUCCUGGCCAGUCUCCAAACAGGUACAAGAGGUCUAUAAGCGGGAAGAAGCUGUGCUCCUCCUGUGGGCUUGCUUUGGGGAAAGGCGCCGCAAUGAUCAUCGAGACUCUGAAUCUCUACUUUCACAUACAGUGUUUCAGGUGCGGCAUUUGUAAAGGACAGCUAGGAGAUGCAGUGAGUGGGACAGAUGUCAGGAUUCGCAACGGUCUCCUAAACUGUACCGACUGCUACAUGCGAUCCAGAAGUGCUGGCCAGCCUACAACACUGUGACGAGGUUGGGAGCUUCCGGGACACUGAGCAUUUUCUCUGCUAAGAGUGUCCCUUGGCAACUGCUUUAUUAAACCCCAAGUCCAGGGGCUUCUUGGCACUCAGCUAAUUUCUGGAAGACUCUCCUACAAGUGGUAUCAGCUCUUUUGUAUUGUAGCACAACUUUGUGCUUCUGGUUGGGGGGGUGGGCGCGCUGAUUUCUUUCCCUGCAUUUGCACAGUGUAUACAAAAGAAUAAUACGUUGUAACGAUCCUGAACACUUAACAAAUGGUUUUAGCAUGGGCAGAGAGGCUUACGGUUGAAAAGGUGUUAUUCUCUUGUUUGGGAAAUAGCAAAAGGGUGCAAUAAACCUGUUGUGUUUUAGUAUUUCUAGAAAUUAAACACGUGAUGUUUACGGAAUUGAGCUGCAGGAAGUGCAAGACAAUGCCAAUUUAAGUGAAUGCAUUUCUAGAUGUCCCAGCGAGUUCUGACUCGGAACUGUAACUUUUUUUUUUUAAUGCAAAGACACUAGUCCUUUAAUAUAUACUGUACUCCUGAAAACAUUUGUGUUACUUACCUUUGGGGGCAGAAGUCCUUCCAAUAAAUUAUCACACUGUUAGUAGUAGAUUUUGUGUACCCUAGAAGUCAUGUCAUUGGUAUAGGCUGGUCCCAUCAAAUAAAGAGAUUUCCACUCUGCAACGUGGUGCGAGGGUAGGAAGAAACGGGAAGGAAUAGGUCAGCCAUUGUCUUCAGACUUACGAGGCAAUCUAUGAGGAAGUAUAAUCCACAGUGAUGGUCAGAAGUGACCUUGAGGCUUGGGUUGCUUUCUCCAAGUAUUGGGUUAGGGCUUGUUAGUGAGGGACUUGAUGUGAGGAUGUGGGUAUUAGACAUCGAGGACAGUCCAGUUUUUAGGAACGAGCGCAUCUCGUGUUUGCCUGCAAGUUCUCCUUGAGGGCCUGAAGCCCAGACAUCCAAAGAAAAGCAUUAAGUCCGUCCUAAACAGAACAGAUGCUAUGAUGUGACAAGCCAGCAACCUGAUCUGUAAGUGGCAGCAGCAUGGCCGCCCCUGCCCUCUCUCAAGGACCUGUGUGCGCCUUCAUCCUCCCACGUCACCUUCUUUAUCCUCAAGAAUUCUGGACCUGACUCACCGAGUUCAGAAAGGGGUGCCUGUGGAAGCCUGGUUUAUUGUGUGCCCUGUGUGAUAAGUUUCAUCUGGACACAAGGAAUGCAGUGGCUAAACCAUCAUGACUUAGCCUCCAGGCUGCUUUCCCUGAGGCUGGGGAAAGAACUAUUUAUUCUGCCUUAAAGGGAUGGCAACUGGGUUGGAGAUGACGUCAGGCGAAUGUAGACUAUGGGUACACUCCUAGUAGGCUAAUGUAGCAUAGAAAGAGAGCAGGUAGGUGUUUUUCUGUUAUGUAAGCAAUAACUUUUCCUGUGUCUUAUGGAGUAUGGCUAGCAAUUAUUUAUUUCCAUGCUAGACGGUUCUUUGCAUGUGGGUUCCUUAAAGGUGCAGACAUCCCGGCCAAUGGAGGUCCACUGGCCACUCUGUCAUUUGGACGAGCUGUUACUGGAUUGAAAUUCACACAUCAUUUCACUAAAAAUUGUGCCUUAGAAAACGCAAAGCUGUUGCACACAGUGAUGAACGGCAGAUUCAGAACACCGAGGGGAGAGGACGUCGCUCCCUUGUUCCCACGGCUUCUCUCGGAGGUGUUCGCUGCUUUACAAGGAGGAAAAAAAAAUGAAUAAAAGAUUUUAAAAGACAAAUAAAAAAAGGAAAAAAACUUAAAAAGAAAAAGAAAAGUUUUGAAAAUGUACAGAUCAAGUCCAAUAUUUUGAUGAAGCACCUGCAUGUUUUAUUAACUAUUUUAAUAACGUGGAUGUUUACACUCUGCAUGAUACUAACAGAGUACUUUAUGGGAAACGAUGCACAAGUCAUGUACAGUAGGGUCACGCAUAAGCGACUUUUAUAGAACACUUUUUACAUGCGCGAGGCCAUCCGUUGUGUCAGGAGCACACGAGCACUGCACCUUCCUCCGGUUUCACAAAGCCAUUCACUCAUAUCUCUUAGUGAGACUCACUGAGCGUGCACUGAAGCUAGACUGGAGUCAAGAGAAAUAAAACCCCAUUCCCUGCGUGCAGAACAUGCUUUCCCGUAAUGAACGCUAGUCACCAGCCUGGAAUCAUCUCCAACGUCUUCGAAAUUCUAAUUGCCAACCGUUUCUAUUUCUAUUUGAUUUCUAUUUCAUUUAGAGCCAGUUACAUGGCAACUUCGGCAGGCUACAUCUUGCCGUUUUUCCAAGGCAGCAUAAAAGACUAUGAUCUAUCUUUCUUCAAAUAAUAUCUGAGAUCCCAGGGAGAAAAAAAUGCUCUGCUAUGUGGAGCUGUAAUGUAAAUGUGUUUGUUUAAGAACCAGACAAGGCAAGUGAGCGAUUCGUGGCUCCUACGGGACCUCCCCUCCCAGACUCCAAAGGCUUCUUCCCCAGGGACAGAAAUGGGUGACUGUUUCUCACUAGCACACUUUCACGGCAUUUGUCCUCCUUUCUGUGUCGUGUCAUUAACACGAUACAUAGUCUAGUUCUCAGUACAUGGCGUACGAUUCAGUGAGCCGAAGUGACCCACUCUUUGCUGUGAGUCCAUCCAGGAGGACGUCCCUGUUCUGGGUGGCGGCGUUCUGUAUCGGUUACACUAACUUUCAUUCACAAUAUUUAUUCUAAAAUGCCUCUGAGAAAUAGUUUAAAAAAAUUAAAAAUGAAAAGUUGUCUAAGACGCAACAGCUUUUAUAGUAAAUGUACAUUUAUAAAUAAAAGACUCAAACUGA